Tyto alba (common barn owl) is the source of this 1088-nucleotide messenger RNA. RefSeq names its product catechol-O-methyltransferase domain containing 1 (gene COMTD1). The transcript has 7 exons. NCBI's taxonomy places the organism in Eukaryota, Metazoa, Chordata, Aves, Strigiformes, Tytonidae. The coding region runs from base 74 to 856 and encodes 260 amino acids. The record is from RefSeq and is a predicted model, not a curated record. Gene Ontology annotation, molecular function: O-methyltransferase activity; S-adenosylmethionine-dependent methyltransferase activity.
CCCGGCCCCGCCCCCGCCCCGCGCGCCACUCCCCGGCUCCCGCCCGGCGCCCCGCUCCCCUCCCGGCCCCAAAAUGCCCCUUUUCAGCGUGCCCAAGGAAGUGGCCGUCGGGACGGCGAUGCUGGGGGUCGCCUUUGCCACGGGUUUGCUCGCAGGUAAAAGAUACCCAUCUUUAGUUUUUGGGACACCCAAAUCAUCCAAGAGCGUUAUGGGGAAAAGCAGUCCUCUCUGGCAGUACAUACUGGAUCACUCUUUGCGGGAACAUCCAAUUCUAAAGAAGCUGCGACUGCUCACCGCUGAUCAUCCCUGCAGUAAAAUGAUGGUGUCCUGUGACCAGGCUCAGCUUAUGGCAAAUUUGGUCAAACUCAUUAAAGCCAAGAAAGUUCUUGAAAUAGGUGUUUUCACAGGUUAUAAUGCCUUGAAUAUGGCACUUGUGCUGCCAGAUAAUGGCAGAGUUAUUGCCUGUGAUAUAAAUGAGGACUAUGUCAAAAUUGGAAAGCCACUGUGGAAGGAGGCAGGAGUAGAUGAUAAAAUUGACCUGCGGAUUAAGCCAGCAAUUCAAACACUUGAUGAACUGUUGGCCACUGGAGAAGCAGAAACCUUUGACUUUGCUUUCAUUGAUGCGGAUAAAGAAAGCUACAAUGAGUACUAUGAAAAAUGUUUGCGCCUCAUAAAGAGAGGGGGAAUAAUAGCUAUUGAUAAUGUCCUUUGGAGUGGAAGGGUGCUAAAACCAAGAAAGGAUGACUUGGCAACCCAGAGCAUCCACCACCUCAAUGAGAAGCUUCACAGAGAUGCACGGGUCAACAUCAGCAUGCUCCCAAUGGGGGAUGGAGUCACAUUAGCAUUCAAGUUGUAACUCAGGGAAGCCCAGCAGAUGGGAAGCAAACAGUAUCAAAUCAUCAAUAAAAAUACAGGCGGAGCAGUAUCAAAAAUGAUUAUUUAACCUAUAUCUCCACUGGAUAGCACUAGCCUGGGAAAGUAGACUUUAGGAGCAGCAGGAUCCUAAUGGCAGCUAAGUUGGGAAGAGAGACCUGUUUUGAGAUCUACUAUGGUUUCUUAUUUUAAUUGUAAUAAAGCAAGUAAAUAUA